AUGGUGGUCUCUGUGCGUAAAACUCUCGACUUAGUACAAUCAUCCUUUAAACGGCUGUGUGCGUUCAGGAAGCUGUUCGAUUCCAUCUUCGGCAACAGAGAAAUGCGCGUUGUCAUGCUAGGGUUGGAUGCAGCAGGCAAGACGACCAUCCUCUACAAGCUCCAUAUCGGCGAGAUUCUCUCCACUGUCCCCACCAUCGGGUUCAACGUGGAGAAGGUGCAGUACAAGAACGUGCAGUUCACGGUGUGGGACGUGGGAGGCCAGGAGAAGCUGCGCCCCCUGUGGCGCCACUACUUCAACAACACCGACGCCCUGAUCUAUGUGGUGGACUCUCUUGAUAAAGAGCGAGUGAAACAAGCAGCUCGUGAAUUCCAGACGAUAGUGAGCGAUCCCCUCAUGCGUAACAGCGCCAUCCUUGUCUUCGCCAACAAGCAAGACCUGAAAGGCGCGUUGUCGCCAUUGGAGGUGUGUGAGACGAUGGGGCUGCAACAGCUGCGGAACCGUUACUGGCACAUUCAGGGCACAUGUGCUCCCAAGGGCGAGGGUCUCUAUGAGGGGCUGGACUGGCUUUCAAACACUCUCAAGACCAUGCAGGCCAAGGGUCUGCCCACCUCUGUCACAUCUGCUGGGGCUCCAUAA
Messenger RNA from Closterium sp. NIES-65, 639 nucleotides. The record is from the annotation of a GenBank genome assembly. NCBI's taxonomy places the organism in Eukaryota, Viridiplantae, Streptophyta, Zygnematophyceae, Desmidiales, Closteriaceae.